This is a messenger RNA of Pleurotus ostreatus (oyster mushroom), 1563 nucleotides long. RefSeq lists its product as uncharacterized. Bases 1 to 1563 code for a protein of 520 amino acids. The record is from RefSeq and is a predicted model, not a curated record. Lineage: Eukaryota; Fungi; Basidiomycota; Agaricomycetes; Agaricales; Pleurotaceae. The transcript has 6 exons.
AUGCCGAGUCCGCUACAGGUCGUCACAAACAGACUUCAAAGUCUGUCCAGGCCCUCCCGCAAUGGCGAAGAGACACGUUUUACAAAGGUGACCAGAACCGUUCCUAUGGAUAUCAUACUAGAGAUUGCGCAACGACUUACCUCCCUCGGGGCCCUCCUGGACUUCGGUUUAAUAUCACGAAGCACUUAUCAUAUCCUAUUGCCUACUUUAUACGCCCAUGUCCAGCUGGACUCGAACGAUCAGUGCCGUGCCACAUUAUCAUAUCUUGCUCGCGAACCCGACGUAGCCAUUUUUGUGAAGAGCCUGGUCGUGCGGCCGAACCAUCGUAUCUGGGACUCCAAUGCUCACCAAGAAGAACAAGACGAGGCUUGGAUAGCCGAUCUGGUAUCACUUAUAGCGGCACAAGGGAAAUUUCGUCUUCUCGAAUCAUUUCACUGGGACGGCAUGGAAGUUCCUAAAGAUCGACUGUGGUUGAAACUGCGAAGCUUCUGCCCUCGUCUGCGUCAUAUUGGGUGUAGCGUUGGUCAAAACCCCCUUCAUGGAGAAAGCGAGCUUUUCAAGUUCGUGAACCUUGCAGGAUUUUCCUUAACAUCCCACACGUGUAAUUUCAGACAUCAUAGGUCAUUUCAUCAAGUCACCCCCGAGGAAACAGAUCUCCCCGACUCCCUCUGGACCAUGUUGCUCGAAAAUUCACCUCAACUUGAGCGUCUGGUGUUGAACGGUCGACAAGACCAUUUGUGGAGAAUUUCGAGGGUAUCAGAAGGACGUUGGCCUGCCAUGCGGAAGCUCUCGCUCGGCUACCACGCAGGGGGCAUCAACAAUCAUCCGCCCUUCAGAGAAUUCCUCUCGGUCCAUCCUCUACUCCGCGACAUAACUCUCACCGGCCUCAGGUUCGAACCUUGGGAUGUAUCCGAAGAGACUUCGCUACUCGAUGUUCCAGCAGUCGAAGUGUACACGGGGUUUUGGCCUAUACACAGAAGCACGAUAUCGUAUCCGAUGUACAAGAGCAUCAAAAGCGUCACCGCCUAUCAUGUUAUGUGGAUUCCUUCCUCAUGGAUGAUGACGACUGUGUUCCCAACACUGAAGAAGAAACUGCCUUCGCUUACGUCGCUUAGCAUGAGCGUGGAAUUUAGAUCGCGAGUGGGAGUAACGACUUUGGACUUCUUUCGCUCAUUGUUUAGCUCAUGCCCAAGCCUGACACACCUUGAACUGCUCUCUUCUUCUCAUUUUGACCUCGAGGACUUCGCGACUGCCCUAGAAGAUGCGCCGUCACUUGCUACAUUUACGUUGGUCAAAGUCCCCAAGCUAGCCAGCGAGGACUUGACUAGGAGCGCCGUUCGCUUACUGCGCCAUAAACCAUCUUUGCGCUCAUUUACUAUAGCUCAUGUCUGCCCGUGGAGGAGGUCGGAAGAAUUCCUAGUCAAGCACAAGGGAAUCUACGAAAUGAUCCCUGGCCCAGGUGGUAUUCCGUCUUCUAUUUUCGUCAGUGAAACGGCACACAAGCGAGGACAACGGCAAACCCGACGAUAUCGUUUGGACUUGUCCGACGUAGCCACAUCUUGA